Molecule: messenger RNA, 2530 nt
Organism: Linepithema humile (Argentine ant)
Lineage: Eukaryota; Metazoa; Arthropoda; Insecta; Hymenoptera; Formicidae
Product: angiotensin-converting enzyme
Biological process (GO): proteolysis
Cellular component (GO): plasma membrane
Molecular function (GO): peptidyl-dipeptidase activity; metallopeptidase activity
Source: RefSeq, a predicted model, not a curated record
AUUCUUCCGCCGAGUUCUCGAUUCGAAAACAAUCGACACGCUAAGCAGCACGAAGGUUGCGGAACGCGAUCGAUCGGGUGGAAAUGUAAAUUUGCGACAACACGGCGAUAAACAACAGGACGAGCCGAGGACCGAGGCGGCAGGAUUGCAUUUGAAUUUAUUGGAGUUCACGGGUGCGCGAUCGGAUACUGCCUUGCGAGGAGGGGAGGCUACAUAAAAGUUAACGUAUCUCGUUCACAGAGCGUCAGUCGACAGUUGGAAAGCGAUUGCCAUUAUACACCGUAAGAUCACAGCAAAACGCGGAGAAAAUAAAUCGCGAAACCCGCUCUGGAUCUUCUCACUAGAACCGCAAGAUCGAAUUAUCGUUUUGCAAGACCAUAAGAGAUCAUUAUGCUGCGCCUAAUCUUGGUAGCAGCAAUCGUAGCUUUGGCAGCAGCCCAGCCAAUGGAUCCGGUAGACCCCACCCAAGAUCCGCAGGUUGCCGCACAAGACCUCACGCAGAGAGCCAAGGAUAUGUUGAAACGCAUAGACAAACUGUACGCGGAAUGGAAUCACAAACAAAGCAUCGCCGGAUGGAACUAUGCGUCGAAUUUGACGGAUGAAAAUCUGGCGGAGAAGCUGAACGUAUCCGCGGCGGCAGCGCGCGUUACAAAGCAGGUCGCUCAGGAAGUGAACGACUUCCCUUGGAGGGAAUUACAAGAUGACAAUCUAAAGAGACAGUUCCAGAAGCUCUCCGUGCUCGGAACCGCCGCGCUUCCAGAAGAAAGUUACAAGGAGUUUGAGACGACGAUCAGCGAGAUGGAGAACAUCUACAGCACGGCAAAGAUCUGCGACUACAAGAACAAGACCAAGUGCGAUCUCGCGCUCGAGCCGGAAAUCACCGAGAUCCUGAUGCGCAGCCGGGAUCCCGAGGAGCUGAAGCACAUCUGGGUGGAGUGGAGGAAGGCGUCGGGCGAGAAGGUCAAAUCCUUGUAUCCGAAGUACGUCGAGCUGGCCAACACAGCGGCGAGACUCAACAAUUUCUCCGAUUACGCCGCGUACUGGAUGAAAGAUUACGAGGCUGACGACUUCCCCGAUCAGAUCGAGUCCCUCUGGCAGCAACUGAAGCCGCUGUACCUGCAGCUGCACGCUUACGUGCGUCGCGAGCUCAGAAAGAAGUAUGGCGAGAACGUCGUCUCCAAGAACGGCCCGAUCCCGGCGCAUUUGCUGGGCAACGCCUGGGCUCAGACUUGGUCGAACAUCGCGGACUUCACCACGCCGUUCCCGGGGAAAAAGUUGCCGGACGUCAGCGCUGCUCUGGUCGACCAAGGUUACAACGCGACAAGCAUGUUCCGCCUCGCCGAGAACUUCUUCACGUCGAUCAACCUGACCGCCAUGCCGGACACUUUCUGGGAAAAGUCAAUCCUGGAGAAGCAGAAGGGCGUGGACAUGAUCUGCCACGCGAGCGCGUGGGAGUUCUACGACGGCAAGGACUUCAGGAUCAAGCAGUGCACGCGCGUCAACAUGGAGGACCUGCUGACGGCGCACCACGAGAUGGGCCACAUCGAGUAUUAUUUGCAGUACAAGGGUCAGCCCGCUGUCUUCAAGGAAGGCGCGAAUCCCGGCUUCCACGAGGCAGUCGGCGACGUCAUCUCCCUCAGCGCGUCCACGCCCAGCCACCUCAAGAAGAUCGGUCUGCUGAAGGACGAUGCAACCGAUCAGGAGGCGGUGCUGAAUCACCUCUACUCGAAGAGUCUCGACAAGAUUGCCUUCCUGCCGUUCGCCUACAUGAUGGAUCGCUGGCGCUGGAACGUGUUCCAGGGAAAAGUUACGACCGACAAUUACAACUGCAACUGGUGGUCGCUGGCGGAGGAAUACCAAGGCAUCGAACCGCCGGUGGACAGGUCGGAGGACGACUUCGACCCCGGCGCGAAGUACCACAUAAUCGCGGAUGUGGAGUACAUAAGAUACUACGUGAGCUUCGUGAUACAAUUCCAGUUCCACAAAGCACUGUGCACCGAGGCGAAACAGUACGAUCCGAAGAAUCCAAGCGCCAAUCCACUGCAUCAGUGUGAUAUUUACGAUAAUAAAGAUGCAGGAAAUUUGCUGAAAUCUAUGCUGGAGCUGGGUUCUUCGAAACCCUGGCAAGAUGCGAUGGAGAAGAUCGCAGGCGUGCGACAGAUGGACUCUGCCGGGCUGCUGGAGUACUUCAAGCCUCUGACCGAUUGGCUGACCGAAGAAAACAAGAAGACUAAUGAAUACAUCGGUUGGAAGUCCACCACAAAACAAUGCGUACAGACGAGAGAAGAACUUGUAAAUGUAUAGACAUCGGAACGAAAUUUCGUGCGGGAGAAUAAAAAUAUAAUUCUAGACGAGCAAGGGACAAUACAUUGUAAAAUCGGCGUAUUUCGACACGCGGGUGAUAUAAAAAAUCAUUCCACGAUCGCAGUAUAAACACCGUCCCAAUCAAUUCGAUCGAACGAUGGAGGAAUACUUGUAAUGUAUUAAUUUUAUUUCACGUUUUUAUAAAUAAAAAACUUGCAUCUCCCGA